This is a messenger RNA of Spodoptera frugiperda (fall armyworm), 696 nucleotides long. RefSeq names its product deubiquitinase OTUD6B-like. Gene Ontology annotation, biological process: protein deubiquitination. NCBI's taxonomy places the organism in Eukaryota, Metazoa, Arthropoda, Insecta, Lepidoptera, Noctuidae. The transcript has a single exon. Gene Ontology annotation, molecular function: cysteine-type deubiquitinase activity. The record is from RefSeq and is a predicted model, not a curated record. The coding region runs from base 1 to 696 and encodes 231 amino acids.
AUGGAUACAAGGCAUCAGCAAGAAAUAGAUUCUGCCAAUAAAAACCAUAAAGACACCAAUGAAAUAACAGAUACUGCUCUCAACAAUGUAGAAAAUGACCUAUCGAAAGUGAAAAUUUCAAAAGCCCAGAAACGCAGAGACAAAAAAUCACAGCAAGAAAAAGAAAGAGAUGAACUAAUAAAGCAACAAGAGCAGGAAAAUCGACAUGGUCCAAGAAAUAUUGAAUUGCAGGAAAUUAAUAAUAAAUUGAAAGAAAGAGGACUUAAAAUAUUCAUGAUACCAUCUGACGGUGAUUGUUUGUAUAAAGCUGUCUCUCAUCAGUUGGCAAUCAUCAAACAGAAAGAUGUAUCUGUAGAUGAAUUGAGAGAAAGUACUGCAAAGUACAUAAGGCAACACAAAGGUGAUUUCCUUCCAUUCAUGACACAUCCUGACACAUUUGAAAUGUUAACUGACGAAGAUUUUGAGGAGUAUUGUGAGAAACUUGAGAAUACUAAAGUGUGGGGUGGUCAGUUGGAGGUUAGAGCCUUGUCCAAUUCUUUGAAAUGUCCAAUAACAAUAAUUCAAGCCACUGGACCCGGUUCUAUUGAUCAAGGAGAUGAAUAUGAAAAACCACCUCUAAUAAUAACAUAUCACAGACAUAUGUAUGGACUAGGUGAACAUUAUAACUCAACUGUUCAAGGUGAAAUUGAAGCUUAG